Messenger RNA from Staurois parvus, 323 nucleotides. NCBI's taxonomy places the organism in Eukaryota, Metazoa, Chordata, Amphibia, Anura, Ranidae. The record is from the annotation of a GenBank genome assembly.
GUCAGCGGUCCUUUGGUGUGAUUGUGGAAUCAGAAAACGUCGAUGUCAGCCAAAUGGAGUUUGGAGAGGCGCUUCUCAGCUGUAAUUAUAAAUUGGAAAAGGAGCAGAUCGUUAGGCUAGAGUGGAAAAAAGUGGCUCUCAAUGAAGAAAUCUCCUUUGUCUUCUUUCAAAACUCUUUAGUGGGUGGCUUGGCAACACGAGCAGAUAUGGAAACCUCCAGUAUCAGGAUUAGAAACCUAACAAGAGGAGACUCAGGGAAAUAUCGCUGUGAAGUCAGCGCUCCUCAAGACAAAAAAAAUUUCAAUGAAAUUACUAUCACUUUG